This is a messenger RNA of Myxocyprinus asiaticus (Chinese sucker), 2252 nucleotides long. Its product is annotated as long-chain fatty acid transport protein 2-like. Bases 121 to 1980 code for a protein of 619 amino acids. Gene Ontology annotation, molecular function: long-chain fatty acid transmembrane transporter activity; long-chain fatty acid-CoA ligase activity. The record is from RefSeq and is a predicted model, not a curated record. The transcript has 10 exons. Lineage: Eukaryota; Metazoa; Chordata; Actinopteri; Cypriniformes; Catostomidae.
UGGGCUGAACUUGCACCCAGAGUAUGUGGCCCGUGCAUUUUAAUACUCUGGAAGUAGUGUCAUGCUAUGUCUUUUAGUUAAUCUUGUAAAUCCUUGUGUUGUGCACAGACUCCUGCAAACAUGUAUAUCUGGUUUACUGUUCUGGCAGGUUUGGCUCUUUUGCCCGCGCUGCUCAAAACUUUCUUUCCGUAUUUUUUCCACGACUUCGUUUACAUAUAUAAAGCUCUCGGAUUCGGGAUCAGACUCAAUAAAUACAAAAGGAAAACCCCAUUCUAUAGUGUUGUGGACUGUUUUUUGGAUGCGGUAAAGAAACACCCGCAAAAAAUCUUUAUUCAUUUCGAAGAUAAGACUUAUUCUUAUGCGGAUGUGGACAGAGAGAGUAAUAAAGUGGCGAAUGCGCUGCGCACGGUGGCCGCGCUCAAAGAAGGGGAUACAGUUGCGCUUUUCCUCGGGAAUGAACCCUGUUUCGUGUGGACCUGGCUCGGCCUGGCUAAGCUGGGCUGUCCCGCAGCACUCCUGAACUUCAAUAUCCGAUCCAAAUCACUCCUUCACUGCUUCUCCUGUUGUGGUGCAAACGUGCUCAUCGCAGCUGCUGAGCUUCGUGAUGCUGUCGAGGAGAUCUUGCCUGCACUGAAAGAGAAGGGUAUAACUGUCUACCUUCUGUCGGAUGAGUGCAGUACAGACGGCAUUAAGAGUACCUCUCAGAAGAUUGCAGAGGCUUCAGAUAAACCGCUGUCCCCAUCUCUUAGGUCCAACGUUCAUAUCAGGAGUACAGCACUGUAUAUCUACACCUCUGGAACAACAGGUCUUCCAAAGGCAGCAUAUGUGACCCACGAGAGGGUUUGGGCUGCGUCCUUCAUCCAGGGUGUUACUGGGGUGACAUCUGAAGAUAUAUUCUACAUCAAUCUGCCACUUUAUCACAGUGCUGGAUUUCUCAUCGGACUUAUUGGAUCCAUUGAAAGAGGUAACACCAUUGUUCUGCGAAGAAAGUUUUCGGCCACUCAGUUCUGGGAUGACUGCAGAAAGUACAACAUAACUGUGAUGCAGUACAUCGGAGAAACAAUGCGAUACCUUUGCAAUACGCCAAAGAAAGACAAUGAUCGAGACCACAAAGUGAAGAUCGCCAUUGGGAAUGGCGUACGUGCGGACAUCUGGAAAGAAUUCCUGAACCGCUUUGGGGAAAUUCAUGUCCGGGAACUUUAUGCUGCCACUGAGGGAAAUGUUGGUUUCAUCAAUUACACCGGUAAAGUCGGAGUGGUUGGUCGUGUCAAUAUUCUCACCAAGAUAUUUUUCCCUUUUGCACUGAUCAAGUUUGACAUUGAGAAAGAAGAGCCUGUGAGGAAUUCUGAGGGCUUGUGUAUCCCAGCUGGCAAAGAUGAGGUGGGACUUCUGGUAGGGAAAAUUACAAGGCACUCUCCUUUUGUUGGCUACGCCGGGAAUAAGCAGCAGACAGACAAGAAGAGACUCAGUAAUGUGUUUGUGAAAGGAGAUCUGUAUUUCAACAGCGGAGAUCUGCUCAGGAUUGACCACGACAAUUUUGUCUACUUCCAAGAUCGAGUUGGAGACACUUUCAGAUGGAAAGGAGAGAAUGUGGCUACAACUGAGGUUGCAGAUAUUCUUACCAUGGUGGAUUGCAUCGAGGAGGCCAAUGUAUAUGGAGUCAAAGUUGAAGGCCAUGAAGGAAGGAUAGGAAUGGCGGCUCUUAAACUGAGAGAGGGCAAAGAGUUUGACUGUGUUACCACUUGCAGUGUUUUGGCGAACUACCUACCGGUGUACGCCAGACCCCGUUUCAUCCGAAUUCAGAAUUCCUUUGAAGUCACAGGAACCUUCAAGAUAAAGAAAGUGAAGUUGGUGGAGGAAGGCUUUGACCCCAAACUAAUACAUGAUCCACUCUACUUCCUGGAUUUGACUCAAAAGAAAUACAUUCCACUCACUCAGGAGGUUUACAAGUCAAUCAUGUCACAUGACAUUAAAUUGUAAUCUCCAUAAAUAAAAGCUAAACUGACCAUUUAGAAGUUUACUAACCAGUAGCUGUUCACUAAUCUCAGGGAAACAAGUAUGAUUACAGUGAAUGAUUUGUCAGUUUGUAACUCAUAUCUACCUUUGCAGACCAGUACAGUCAAAUGUUUUACAUCAGUAAAAAAAAAAUGUAUAGAAUGCCUAACAGUGCCUCAUCACUUAACCUUGUUAAUAAUGUACAUUGCAAUCUAUUGUCUUAACUUUUAAUAAAGAACUCAAUAAGAAUCUAAAAA